Vicia villosa (hairy vetch) is the source of this 483-nucleotide messenger RNA. RefSeq lists its product as uncharacterized. NCBI's taxonomy places the organism in Eukaryota, Viridiplantae, Streptophyta, Magnoliopsida, Fabales, Fabaceae. The coding region runs from base 1 to 483 and encodes 160 amino acids. The transcript has 2 exons. The record is from RefSeq and is a predicted model, not a curated record.
AUGGAAUUGAAUGCGGGUUUAAUCAAGACGGCUGCUCAAAACAAUAAGAUUCAUGGUGUGCAAGUUGCCCGUAAAGCUCCGUGUAUUUCCCACCUUUUCUGCCUAUUGUUCUUUUGUGCAAACUCAGCGGAAGCAGAUUGUGUUUUGGAAAUCCUAAAGACUUAUCAAGAAUCUUCGGGACAGAUGGUUAAUAUGGAAAAAUCUGAGGUAUCAUUCAGUCAGAAUGUGCGGGACGAGGAUAGAAAUCUGAUCCGUAACAGGAUGUGUGUCAAGACUGUGGACCGUCACUCCAAAUACCUGGGGCUUCCGGUGAUUUUUGGUAGAUCAAAGAAGGAGAUCUUCGCCAUGGGGGUUGAAAGGGUGUGGAAAAAGAUGAAGGGAUGGAAGGAGAAAGUUUCUAUCACGGGCGGGGAAAGAAGUCUUAAUCAAAGCCAUUGCUCAGGCGAUCCCAAAUUAUGUGAUGAGUUGUUACAAACUGCCUGA